Messenger RNA from Empidonax traillii (willow flycatcher), 988 nucleotides. RefSeq names its product tumor protein p53 inducible nuclear protein 2 (gene TP53INP2). The record is from RefSeq and is a predicted model, not a curated record. Lineage: Eukaryota; Metazoa; Chordata; Aves; Passeriformes; Tyrannidae. The coding region runs from base 306 to 986 and encodes 226 amino acids. The transcript is spliced from 4 exons. Gene Ontology annotation, cellular component: nucleus; autophagosome. Gene Ontology annotation, biological process: positive regulation of DNA-templated transcription; autophagosome assembly.
CAGCACCGAACAGCACCGCCCCUGCCACCGCCCCCGCCCCCGCCCGGCACCGGCUCUACCUCAGCGCCUCCCGCCGCCCCGACACCGCCGCCACCGGCCUUUGCACUGAAGCCAAGUGAAGAAUCUCACAAUUGCACUACACACCACUUAACUUUGAUUCCUCUGGCAGCAGAGCGACUCUGCCAUCAAGAAGACCUCGAGGGCUGUUUUCCCCUCCCUGCACAUCACUCCCAUCUCCGUGCCUGGAAGCUGGUGCCCAGCAGUAGCUCUAACUCACUGUCCAUCCCACUGAACCACUCCCAACCAUGUUUCAGCGUCUCACCAGCCUCUUCUUCAGUGACAGCAGCACACCAGAGGGCCUAGAGGAGCCCAGACCCUUUGUUGAGGAGGAGGAGGAGGAGGAUGGCUGGCUCGUAAUUGAUCUUGCAGGCAGCCGUGCCCGCCCCGGCCCAGCCCGGCGAGCGGGUGCGGGCGGUACCGGGCGCUCGGCGCGGCCCCGCCCGACGCCCCCCGGUCCGCCACCGGCCGCUUCCCCGGCUCCGGCCGGUCCCUGCUUGAUGGACGAGAGUUGGUUUGUCACCCCUCCCCCCUGUUUUACUGCAGAAGAGCCCGGCCCUGACGGUGUGGGGAGCAGCCCCAUGGAGGACCUGCUCAUCGAGCACCCCAGCAUGUCCGUCUAUGUCACCAGCACCCUCGAGGUGGAUGGGGAGGGCCCCGAGGACGAUGCUGCCGGGGAGGUGCCGGAGCCGCGGCUGGAGCGGCACGUGGCGCACCACGGCCGGUCCCUGGCGGUCAAGGCGGCCAUCCUGGACAAGGUGGGGCAGGCACAGCGGGUGCAGCGGGCCAAGCAGCUGGCGGAGCGGCACCGGCUGGGCCAGAAGGCGCUGCAGCGGCAGAACCGCGCCCGGCAGCGCCCGCCACGCCGCGCCAAGCAGCUCCCCGGGGCCUUCGUGCACCAGCCCUGCCAGCGCCACUGCAACUACUGACC